Hemiscyllium ocellatum (epaulette shark) is the source of this 1085-nucleotide messenger RNA. RefSeq names its product C->U-editing enzyme APOBEC-2-like. The record is from RefSeq and is a predicted model, not a curated record. The transcript is spliced from 3 exons. Gene Ontology annotation, cellular component: cytoplasm; nucleus. Bases 54 to 722 code for a protein of 222 amino acids. Gene Ontology annotation, biological process: cytidine to uridine editing. Lineage: Eukaryota; Metazoa; Chordata; Chondrichthyes; Orectolobiformes; Hemiscylliidae. Gene Ontology annotation, molecular function: RNA binding; cytidine deaminase activity.
GAGCUGCUGUGAUUCUGUUCACAUCGCACUGAUCUGUCAGGUUUCAGUCCACAAUGGCUGAAAAGGAGACCGAAAAAAACAACAAAGUAGUUAAGAAAGAAGAAAAUGCAGAGGGUGAAACUGGUGAAGAGGCUGCCACAGACAAUUUGGAAUUCCCUGAGCUGGGGCCUUUUGAAACAAUUACAGGGCAACGCAUGCCAUCUGCUUUCUUCAAAUUCCAGUUCAAAAACGUAGAAUAUUCUUCAGGACGGCACAAAACCUUUUUGUGCUAUUCAGUGGAGAAGCAGGGCACGGAAUGUGAGAGGUCAGAGGGAUAUGUGGAGGAUGAGCACGCGGGCACCCACGCAGAAAAUGCCUUCUUCACAGAUAUCUUCACGGAGUGUGAUGGGAGCCUGAGCUACUCCAUCAUUUGGUAUGUGUCCUCCAGUCCUUGCGCGGUGUGUGCUGCCAAAAUCGCUGAGUACCUGAGCAAUUCCCCCAACGUGGAGCUCACCAUCUUCAUGGCACGCUUGUUCAUGUGGGAAGAGGCCGAAAUUCAUCAGGGCCUACGGCAACUGAAAGCAGCUGGCUGCCGGUUGAGAAUCAUGAAGGCACCAGAGUAUAAUUACUGCUGGAACACCUACGUUGACAACGAAGGGGAGGCUUUUACACCUUGGGAGGACCUUCAAGACAGCAGCACGUUCUACGAAGAAAAACUACAUGAAAUUCUACAACAAGCCUAGAAGAAUAUGGGUGCUGUAUGCCAAUCACUUCAGUAGCCCAACAGGAUGCUGUGGGACAUCUAGGAAGAAGCAGAACUCAUUUAUUGUAUUUCAUUUGGACUGAACUGAAAGGAUUUUCUUUAACAUCUCUUACAAUGUAAGUUAAGAUUGUGACUCCAAUUUCAGUUCAUUGCAAGUAGUUCCUGUACCUUAGGACAGAAGGUUCGGAUAUGCUGAUGCACUAUUAAUUCAAUGUAGCUCUGCCUCACAAACUGUAAAAUUUAUGUUCAUGUAGGUUUAGAAUUUGAUAGUAAAAUAUUAUUUCACAUAGUGAACAUUAAUCAUGUAGCAGACAUUACAGCUGCCAAUAUAGGAUUAUAUUAA